GUAAUGAAAAUUAUUAUUUACUAUAAAAUUUAUUAUAAUUACAAGCACAGAUUAAGUUUCUGACUACAAAUUCCCAACACAUAACACAACUAUGUAUCACAACCCAUCUUCUACUAAAAGUUUCAGAACAUACACUCUGAAAGUUGAAGACACGAAUGAGUCAUUGCAUGUACACCAUCCACUUUACACGAUACCAACCAGUAAUUUUCAAGAGAAAUAUACUUUCGUACUAUUCUAAAACAAGUUUUGCCGACCAAGCGAAUCGAUUAACUGAACAAACAUCUAAAAAACCCGCGCAAGCGUUGCACCAACCCAUGCAUCCCCUAUCGAUGCUUCGCUACUUUUUAACAACAGCUUCAUUUCGCGAUGACGAACGAACCAGUGAUCACAGAAGGCGACAGCAACAGCAACAGUGACUACAGUCUUCAAUUGAAUCGAUGGUUCUUAAAACCGAUUGGUGCAUGGCCAUCGUCUCCAUCCACCACAAGACUGGAAAAGAUUGUUUCAUUUAUUUUAAACAUCAUUUGCUUCACCUCCGUAAUCAUCACUGCGAUUCCUAGUCUAUUACUAAUGAUUCUAGAAGACGAAAGCAUUUACAUGAAACUGAAGACACUGGGACCUGUCAGUCAUUGGUUCGUCAGCAGCGCCAAUUACACGGCUUUGUUAAUGCGCGGCAGGGACAUACGACAUUGCGUGGAACACAUCGAAGCUGACUGGCGAACAGUGACCAGGGAGGAGGAUCAACACGUGAUGAUGAAAAACGCGAAAUUCGGUCGCUACGUAGCUGCUUCGUGCGCCGUUUUCAUGCAGGGUGGCGUUUUGUGCUUUUGCUUUGUGACAGCGUUAACUACAACCGAGAUUCAAAUUGGAAACGAGACGAGAAUCUUACACGUGUUACCUUGUGCAGUAUACAAGAAGUUGGUGAAUGUCGAUGAAAGUCCAGCAAACGAAAUUAUGCUUUUUCUACAAAUUUGGGCUGCUCUUAUCGCGAACUCUAGUACGGUUGGAAUUUUUAGUCUCGCAGCUGUACUAGCUGCUCACGCGUGUGGUCAGUUGGACGUAAUUAUGAUGUGGAUUACUAAAUUUGUUAAGGAAGCAAAGCAACGAAAGAAAACUAGUAGUUUUCGGGAAAUUGGAGUAAUCGUGGAGCGACACCUGAGGACGUUGAAUUUUAUCUCGUGCAUCGAGGAUGUGAUGAACAGGAUAUAUUUUUUAGAGAUGUUCAGGUGCACGAUGGAUAUAUGUGUAAUUGGCUAUUAUAUUCUUUCGGAAUGGGCUGACCACGAUAUUCAGAAUUUAUCUACGUAUUUUAUGAUGCUCAUUUCAAUCUGUUUUAAUAUUUUCGUAAUAUGCUACAUCGGUGAAAUAUUGACGGAACAGUGCCAAAAGGUUGGGGAGGUGGUUUAUAUGACAAACUGGUAUUAUUUACCCGAUAAAAUAAUCCUCGACUUGAUUUUGAUCAUCGCACGAUCGAGCGUGGUCGUUCAUAUCACUGCUGGAAAAUUGGUUCACAUGUCUGUAUAUACAUUCGGUGAUGUGGUAAAGACUGGUUUCGCAUAUUUGAACCUGUUACGACAAAUGACGUGAUUAAAUUUUGACGAAUUUUCUAUUUAAAUAUUUCUGUAGAUGAUGUCAAAUUUUAAAUACAAACAGUGGUAAUACAAUUAUGAUUAAUGUCUUUUGUUAUCAGUAGAGUAGGAUGUGCUAUAUUUGAGAUUUUUUAACCUUUGAGCUACGAACCUUUGAAUCAUGAAUCUAUGAACUUUUUAGGUCUGUAUCCUCAUUGAUUAUAUUAUUUCUUUUCUAUACAGAAAUGCGUAUAUAUGCAUAUUUAGCGAUUUAAAUAGA
Messenger RNA from Bombus terrestris (buff-tailed bumblebee), 1848 nucleotides. RefSeq names its product odorant receptor 4-like. Gene Ontology annotation, biological process: detection of chemical stimulus involved in sensory perception of smell; sensory perception of smell. The transcript is spliced from 5 exons. Lineage: Eukaryota; Metazoa; Arthropoda; Insecta; Hymenoptera; Apidae. Bases 367 to 1587 code for a protein of 406 amino acids. The record is from RefSeq and is a predicted model, not a curated record. Gene Ontology annotation, molecular function: odorant binding; olfactory receptor activity. Gene Ontology annotation, cellular component: plasma membrane.